GUUUUUUCUGUCUCGAAAUGGGAUCAGUGAACAAUGUUUUGAUUUCUUUCAUUCUUCUUAUCACGUUUUCAAUAACAUACGGCGAAGAUUUGAAAAAACCAACGGUAUUAGUGUCGAUUUUAGUACGAAACAAAGCGCACACGUUGCCAUACUUUUUAACCUUUUUGGAAGGUCUGAAUUACCCGAAGAAACGAAUUCAUCUAUGCAUAUACAGUGACAACAACAUCGAUAAUUCCAUCGAAAUAUUGUCCGCAUGGGUGAAGAGUAAAAAUAACCAAUAUCACGGAAUCGAUACAGACUUCGACGAAAAAUCGGAUGGCAUUGAAAACGAGGAUGGAAUCGCUGAUUGGUCAACGCAAAGAUUUCUACACGUUAUAAAUCUACGUGAGAGGGGUCUCAACACCGGAAGAAAUAUCUGGGCAGAUUUUGUUCUGAUGCUCGAUGCGGACGUUUUCCUAACGAAUCCGGAUACUCUUGAAAAGUUGAUUUCAAAAAAUGAAACCGUAACCGCGCCAUUACUGAAAUCGGAUGGAAUGUACAGCAACUUUUGGGCCGGUAUGAACGCCGAUUAUUAUUAUCUUAGAACGGAGAAAUACCAUCGAAUCUUGUUCCGGGAAGAAACAGGAUGUUUCGACGUACCCAUGAUUCACAGCGCGGUUCUUGUAAAUUUGAGAAAACACACCUCGGAUCAAUUGACUUACGAUCCACGUAAUCUGAAGUGGUACGAUGGACCCAACGACGAUAUUAUAACAUUCGCUGUCGGUGCUAACAAAUCCGGUGUGCCGUUGUUUAUUUGUAACGAUGAGGUUUAUGGAUUUGUCACGGUUCCGUUAGAAAAAGGAGAAACGAUUACGGAAGAUUUAGAGCUUCUGACCAAUAUUAAGACAGAGAUAUUAACAAACAAUGAGUAUAUUCCAUUAUCAAAGGAUCUUGAACAGUACGUGGAGUAUCCUGUAGAGAAUACGUUAGGGGUUGAUAAUGUUUAUAUGAUCAAUCUUUUAAGAAGACCGGAAAGACGAAGCAGAAUGCAUCGGCUGUUCAAGGAACUUGGCAUUCGAGCGCAAACUGUUGACGCGGUUGAUGGUAGGACAUUAAAUCCAUCCAUUUUGAACGAUAUGGGUGUGGAAAUGAUGCCCGAAUACGCUGAUCCCUAUCACUCUAGACCAAUGACUAUGGGGGAAGUCGGCUGUUUCUUAAGUCAUUAUAUUAUUUGGAACGAGGUGAUCGAAGGUGGUUACGAAAACGUAAUAAUCUUAGAGGACGACGUUCGCUUCGAACCGUUCUUUCGACAAAAAGUAAAUUAUGUCUUAAACGAGCUGAGCAGUCUCCAAGUCGAAUGGGAUUUGGUGUAUUUAGGAAGAAAAAGGUUAGUGGAGAGUGCCGAGUCUCCGAUCGAUGGUUCAAAAUACUUGAUACGUGCCGCUUACAGUUAUUGGACAUUGGGAUACAUCUUGUCUAGAAACGGAGCAAAAAGACUUGUGGAGGCUAAGCCGCUUAAAAAAUUAAUACCUGUCGACGAAUAUCUCCCCAUAUUAUCUAACACGCACCCUAGAACGGAGUGGAAGGUGUACUAUCCAAAACGAAAUUUAAUAAUACUCUCCACAAAUCCUCUUUUAAUUCAUCCUACUCACUAUACCGGCGAACAAGGAUACAUCAGCGACACAGAAGAUUCCAAAAUUGUCGAUGACAACAUAAGUAAAUCGAAGGAACGGGAAGAGCUAUGAGUGCAAUGAGAAUUAUGUGCCCGCAAACACAUAUCAAAGCAACAGUAAAACGAAACAUGACACACUAGUCCAUUUAAUCAAACUGAAACAUUAAAGUUUCUGUUCUACGACAUACGCCACUGCCAUUUAAUAUAAGAAUAUAAUACCC
Messenger RNA from Dufourea novaeangliae, 1872 nucleotides. RefSeq names its product glycosyltransferase 25 family member. The coding region runs from base 18 to 1724 and encodes 568 amino acids. The transcript has 11 exons. Gene Ontology annotation, molecular function: procollagen galactosyltransferase activity. The record is from RefSeq and is a predicted model, not a curated record. NCBI's taxonomy places the organism in Eukaryota, Metazoa, Arthropoda, Insecta, Hymenoptera, Halictidae.